GUUUCCUGUUCGCUGUCUCCUGGCUGUGCGGUCCCUCCCUACGCCCCGGUCCGUGCCUCAGUUUCCCCCACCCAGGGGCUGUGGAGGUACCUGCUGCAUGGAGGAAGCCACUUACUGCUGCAUCCCUCCACAUCCCCUCUCCUGACGCCAGCGUGGCAGGGUGACACCGUGGCUCUCUGGUUGCAGUGGGAGGGUGACACCGUGGUUCUCUGGGUGCAGCAUCCAGGGACGGUUCCAUCAGCUGCUGCCACAAAGUGCCAAUUUUGUCAGUGUCAUCGCCACCCAACAGCACCUGCAGCUGGGAAACCUGGCACUGAGACACCAGCCUUCUGGGUGACACGGGAUGAGUGUGCCGGCCAAUGAGCUGGGCAACCCAGCCCAUGCCAUCUUUGAGAGGUUCCUGCGUGCCGGGGAGUGCCGAGAGGUGCUGGGCUGCUUCGUAGAGCUAUGUCAGCAGCUGGGACUGCAGGGCAGCGGGCUACAGCUAUACCACGGCCUCAAGGCUGCCCUCAACUACUGGAAUGCCAAGGCCCUGUGGAGCAAGCUGGAUAAGAAAGCUGGGCACAAGGACUAUGACCAAGGCACAGCCUGUGCUGGCACCAAGUGCCUGGUGGUGGGCGCUGGCCCCUGCGGGCUGCGGGAGGCCAUUGAGCUGGCGCUGCUGGGUGCCCGCGUGGUGCUGCUGGAGAAACGCGACUCCUUCUCCCGCAACAACGUCCUGCACCUCUGGCCCUUCACCAUCCAUGACCUGCGGGCGCUGGGUGCCAAGAAGUUCUACGGGCGCUUCUGCACUGGCACACUGGACCAUAUCAGUAUUCGGCAGCUCCAGCUGAUCCUGCUGAAGGUGGCUUUGCUCCUGGGGGUGGAGGUGCACAUCAAUGUGAGGUUCGAGGGCCUUGCUCCCCCCACGGGCAAGGCAGGUGGCUGGCAGGCUGUGCUGCAGCCCAGUUCCUCUCCCCUCACCCACUAUGAAUUCGAUGUACUCAUCUCAGCUGGCGGUGGCAAAUUUGUCCCUGAAGGGUUCAAGCGGAAGGAGACACGUGGGAAGUUGGCCAUUGGCAUCACCACCAACUUCAUCAACCGCCACAGCCGGGCUGAGGUGGAGGUGGCCGAGAUCAGUGGUGUGGCCCGAAUCUACAACCAGAAGUUCUUCCAGAACCUGUACAACAAAACAGGCAUUGACCUGGAAAACAUCGUAUACUACAAGGAUGACACUCACUAUUUCGUCAUGACGGCCAAGAAGCAGAGCCUGCUCAAGAAAGGGGUCAUCCUCCAGGACAAAGCAGACAUUGAGAGCCUCCUGUCCCCAGAGAAUGUGAACCGGGACGCCCUCCUUAGCUAUGCCAAAGAAGCUGCCAACUUCUCCACCAACUACUGCCUGCCCGAGCUGGAGUUUGCCCUCAACCAUCGGGACCUGCCGGAUGUUGACAUGUUCGACUUCACCUGCAUGACACGUUCGGAGAAUGCAGCGCUGGUGCGGGAGCACAACGGGAGCCGUCUGCUCAUGGCACUGGUGGGCGACUGCUUGGUGGAGCCCUUCUGGCCGCUGGGCACCGGGGUGGCCAGGGGCUUCCUUGCCGCCUUCGACGCAGCAUGGAUGGUGCGGCGGUGGGCAGCUGGGACACCCCCGCUGGAGGUGCUGGCUGAAAGGGAGAGCAUCUACCAGCACCUUUCGCAGACAUCCCCAGACAACACCAACAAGAACAUCAGUCAGUACAGCAUUGACCCGGCCACGCGCUACUCCAACAUCAACCUGCAGGCCAUCAAAGCCAGCCAGGUCAAGGACCUUUACCUCGUGGGUAUGGCGGAGGUGGACCACAAGAGCAAGAGUGACAACCGGCUCAGCAUUGCAGGCCCUGGAGCUGUCUGUGAAGAGCUGCUGAGCUGGUGCCAGGCCAGCACUGCUGGAUACCCUGGCGUGGCUGUGACCAACUUCAGCACCUCCUGGACCAGUGGCUUGGCCCUCUGCGCCCUCAUCCACCACUUCCGUCCAGACCUGGUGGACUUUGACUCUGUGGAUCCCCAGGAUGCCGUUCAGACCCACCAGGUUAUGCUGGACAUAGCAGAGCAGGAGCUGGGCAUCCAGCCUGUCCUCUCCAGUGCUGAGAUGGCCACCAUGACAGGGCCUGACCAUCUGGACCUCAUCACCUACCUCAGCCACUUCUAUCAAGUUUUCAGGAGCUCUCCAGAGGUGGAGGUCAGCAAGAAGCCACUGUCUCCCCAUCACACUCGAGGGGCUAUUCUCUUCCUCAGCAAGCUGCAGAAGAGCCGGAACCUGGCACAGAAACGUGCCCAGAACAAUGCCCAGAAGGACACUGAGGCCAAGAGGAACCGCAGGGACGCUGAGCAGGACACGGGGCUGGAUGGAGACACUCCGGACAGUGCCCACGAGGUGCCACAAACCAGCGUGAUGGACUCAGGGCAGCCUCCGAGGGAGAGGACAGGGGAGAACAGUGAUGCCUGCUACAUCUGUGGCUGCCGUGUCUACAUCCUGGAGCGAGCCAGCGCCGAGGGACGCUUCUUCCACCGCAGCUGCUUCCAGUGCCAGCACUGCGGGGCCACCCUGCGCCUGGGCGACUAUGCCUUCAACGAGGAGGAUGGUCAUUUUUACUGCUCGCUGCACUACCCCAAUCCACCCAGCACGGACCUGCCCCGGGAUGAGGCUUCAGCACUGCUUGAUGGGGAUGUUGAUGCUGCUGCCCACCCACCCUCAGAUGCUGGAUGCUCAUGUGUGUCCCCCAUGGAGUGGGCACCCAGUCCACUUCAGCCCACUCCAGCAGCCCCACAGGCAGGGGAAGAGCCUGGGGAAAUUGAGGACACUGCAGAUGUUGGUGACAUGGAGGAGCAGGAGCUGCUGGCACAGCCUGGGAGGGAUGUGAGGGAAGAGGAGGUUCCCAGAGUGGAGCCCCAAGAGACAGCAGAGGAGGGUGAGGAGAGUGGGGGCAGGAGGAAGAUCAUCCUUACACCACUGGAGAAGCUCAGUCUAUCCACGCUGAACCUCACUGGUGAAGCAGAGCCCAAGCCUCUACUGCAUCCAGAUCCUCUGCAUCUCCAAGCAGCACCUGAGGCCCUCCCUGCCCUGUGGCAAGGACAAGGUGCCUGGAAGGAGGAGGAGGAGAAAAUUGACAUGGAGAAAGAUUUGGAAGAGAGUGACAGUGAGGAGGAGGAGAAAGAGGAGGAGGAAGGCACAGGUCUUGGCAUCAUGAAAGAGCUGUACCCAGACCCCAGGGCAGAGGAGAAAUACCCCACCUGGAAGCGCACAUUGGCCCGCCGGGCCAGGGAAUCCCAGAUGAAGAGGUUCUGCAGAGCCCAGGCCAUCCAGAGGCGGCUGGAGGAGAUCGAGGUGACUUUCCGGGAACUGGAGCAGCAGGGCAUCAAGUUGGAGAAGUUACUCCGGGAUGAGAAUGAGAGCCUGGCUGACCAGCAGACACAGUGGACAAACCAGCUGCUGUAUCUGGUCCAGAAGAAGAACAAUCUGAUGACCGAGGAGUCGGACCUCAUGAUUGCGGUGCAGGAACUGAAACUGGAGGAGCAGCAGUGCCAGCUUGACGAGAAGCUCCGGAGUUACAUGAACAAGGAGGAUACCCUGAAGACAGCUGAGGAUGAGAAAGCUGAGCAGGAGAUCCUGAAGCAGCUGGUGGAGGUGGUGAAUAAGCGGAACGUCCUCAUCCAGUUGCAGGAGGAGAAGCGGCUCAGCGAGCUGCGGGCUUGAUCCACACAGC
Pseudopodoces humilis (Tibetan ground-tit) is the source of this 3722-nucleotide messenger RNA. NCBI's taxonomy places the organism in Eukaryota, Metazoa, Chordata, Aves, Passeriformes, Paridae. The record is from RefSeq and is a predicted model, not a curated record.